GUUCAGUCAGCGGCGCGUCAGUCUGCGAGCGGCUCUGCUGGUGUGGGUGAUACAGAGGAGGACGGACUUUUUCACCGGGAUAUUCUGCAGCAUGACCGGAAUGGACUGAUGAUGGGAUGGAUGUGAAUAUGGGCCAGUGGGCAGGCAUGCAAGUCCCUCUCCUCUGCCUGGCCCUUCUGCUGCAGUUGCUGCUCUUCGAGCCACCACCCUGCUGUGGCCAGAACACCCAGGGGGCCCUUCCAGAUGGACCUCACUUUGGCUUCACACAGGCUGUCUACCAUGCAACAGUUUACGAAAACUCUGCAGCACGCACCUAUGCCAACAGUAAAGUUAAAAUGGGAAUCCACCUGGCCCAACGCUCCUGGGAGAUCCGCUACAGAAUCACCUCAGGUGAUGAUGAAGGGUUUUUCAAGGCAGAGGAGUAUGUGCUGGGUGACUUCUGCUUCUUGCGCAUCAGGACUAAAGGUGGCAACGCAGCUAUCUUGAACCGAGAGAUUCAGGAUAAUUAUGUACUGACAGUUAAAGCCUCUGUCAGGGGAGAGGCCCUCCUUGAGACAUGGACUAAAGUCAGCAUCCAGGUCUUGGAUAUGAAUGACCUACGACCCUUGUUCUCACCCACCACUUACUCCGUCACCAUAGCAGAGAGCACCCCUCUCAGGACUAGUAUAGCACAAGUUACUGCCACAGAUGCAGAUAUUGGCUCUAAUGGGGAGUUUUACUAUUUUUUCAAGGAGAAAAUGGAGUUGUUUGCAGUACACCCAACUAGUGGAGUGGUUUCUCUCAGUGGAAAGCUCAAUGUUGAUGAGCAGAACCGGUAUGACUUAGAAAUCCUGGCGGUGGACCGUGGCAUGAAGCUCUAUGGAAAUAAUGGAGUCAGCAGCACAGCCAAGCUUUUUGUCCAUGUAGAGCGCGUGAAUGAAUAUGCCCCAGUCAUGAACGUAGUCACUCAUAACCCCUUGUGGCUUGAUAAAAACCCUGUGUAUGCCACGGUUACUGUUGAGGACCUAGAUGAAGGCUUAAAUGGAGAAAUAGACUCAGUAGUCAUUGUGGGUGGAGACCCCUCAGAGCAGUUUUCCGUAGAAAAAUCUGAGGGUGAGUUUGCCAUAAAGGCCUCUGAGUCUCUAACUUGGGACACUUUUCCUUAUGGUUGUAAUCUCACUUUGCAGGCUAAAGACAGAGGAACCCCACAGAAAUUCUCUGCCAUUAAGGUUGUCCACAUCUUGCUCAAGAAACAGCAGACAGUGGAAGUUAAGUUUGAGAGGGAGUUGUAUGAGCUUAGUCUGAAUGAAAUUUCACCACCAGGCACGAUUGUAGAGGCUAUUAAAAUCAAGCCAGAGCCUGAUGAUGCAGAAUAUAUCCUGACACCAUCUGCAGAUUCUGUUUUUUUUCAAAUGAACACCCUAACAGGCGUAAUCUCCACCACUCGCUGGUUCACUCAGGUGACCCAGGAUGUCUUUAAUCUUGAGGUAUUGGAAAUAGAUAGUGAACUCAAAGUUAAAGUGCGGGUAACUAUUGAGGAUGCCAAUGACAACACACCAACAUUUGAUCAGACCUCUUACGAGGUUUUAGUCAAUGAAAGUGUACCAGUUGGGACCAAUGUGUUAACAGUUUCUGCUGUGGAUGAGGAUAAAGGAGAAAAUGGAUACAUAACUUACAGUAUUUCCAGCCUUCAACCAUUACCCUUCAAAAUCAAUCAGUUUUCUGGUAUCAUCAGCACCACUAAAGAGUUGGACUUUGAAUCCUCAUCAGAGAGUUUUGUGUUUGUUGUCAGAGCAUCUGACUGGGGGUCACCUUACAGGCGAGAAAGUGAAGUCAAUGUGACAAUCCACCUGGAAAAUGUAAAUGAUAACCAGCCACUGUUUGAGAAGGUAGCAUGCCAGGGGGUGAUCUCUAGGGAUUUCCCAGUGGAUGAAGUUAUUACUACAAUGUCUGCGAUUGAUAUAGAUGAGUUAGAGCUAGUAAAAUAUAAGAUAAUUUCAGGGAACGAAUGGGGGUUCUUCGACCUGAAACCUGACUCAGGGGUCCUCUCAUUGCGACGUUCCCUUGCCACAGCCAGUCCAAAGAAUAGUGUCUUUUGUCUCAAAAUAACGGCUACAGAUGGUGAGCACUUUUCAGAUGCUAUCUUUGUUAACAUCUCAGUUGUUCAUGGGAAAUCUGUUCCCAAAAGUUUCAACUGUAAAGAGACAAGGGUAGCCCAAAAGUUAGCUGAAAAGUUACUCAAAAAGUCCAAAGCUAGCACCCAGCCUAAAAUCGAGGCAGGUUUUAUUGACCUUUUCUCUGUCAAUCGGCAAAUGCCACAGUUUGACAAAGCUUUUCCUACAGAUAUUGCUGUGCGGGAAGACCUAAAGGUAGGCUCAAGUGUUUUUAAGGUGAAUGCCUACGAUGGUGACACAGGUUUCAAUGGUCAGAUUCUACACUCUAUUUCAGAUGGAAACACUGACAGUUGUUUUACCAUUGACAUGGAGACUGGCAUUAUCAGUGUCUUCCUGCCCAUGGACAGAGAAAAGAGGGAUCGCUAUCUCCUCAACCUAACUAUUUAUGACCUUGGCCUGCCACAAAAAACUACAUGGCGUUUGCUUACUGUCUACAUAGAGGAUGCUAAUGAUAAUUCACCCCAGUUUCUGCAAGAAGGAGGCUAUAGAGCUGUUAUACCUGAAAACACUGCCAUAGGUACAGAUGUAAUCCAGGUUGAGGCCACCGACAAAGAUCUUGGACCCAGUGGAGAGAUUGUGUACUCUAUUUUGACCAGCACCACCCAGUUUGGUAUCAACUCCACCAAUGGGAUAGUGUAUGUUGCUGGACAACUAGACAGGGAGUUUGUUUCUGCUUUUAACCUGAAGAUUGAGGCCCGGGACAAGGCAGAGAAAGGGAGCCAGAGGUUUUCUGUGACCACUUUGAAAAUCAUACUGGAGGAUGUUAAUGACUGUCCUCCACUAUUUAUCCCCAGUGUGUACAAAGCUAGGGCUCUGGAGGAUCUUCCAGUAGGAACUGUUGUGGCCUGGUUAGAAACCCAGGACCCAGAUUUGGGUUUGGGAGGCCAGGUCCGGUACUCUCUAGCCAAUGACUACAAUGGAUGGUUUGAGAUAGACAGGGCUAGCGGGGCUAUUCGUCUGGCAAAGGAGCUGGACUACGAGACCCAGCAGUUCUACAAUCUCACUGUGAAGGCCAAAGACAAGGGAAGGCCCGUUUCUCUUCUCUCUGUCACCUUUGUGGAGGUCGAGGUUGUAGAUGUGAAUGAAAACCUCUACGCCCCAUACUUUUCCCACUUUGCCUUGACAGGAUUAGUUACAGAGAAUGCCCGGAUUGGAACUACCCUACUCCAAGUCACCGCUUAUGAUGAGGACACUGGCAGAGAUGGAGAAAUCCAGUACUCCAUUCGUGAUGGGAGUGGGCUUGGACGAUUUGCCAUUGAUGAAGAGACAGGGGUGAUCUACACCACUGAUAUGUUGGACCGUGAGACCAAGGAGUCCUAUUGGCUAACAGUGUAUGCCAGCGACCACGGUGUGGUUCCCCAGUUCACCAUUGUCGAGGUGUACAUCCAGGUGGAGGAUGUUAAUGACAACGCCCCACUGACUUCAGAACCACUGUACCGGCCAUCAGUGUCUGAGAACUCUCCUCGGGAUGUUUCUGUGAUCCAGAUUCAGGCCCAGGACCCUGACGCCACACCCCCCUCCGCUGCUGACAGGCUCAACUACCGCAUAACCAGCGGAAACCCACAGAACUUCUUCACCAUCAACACCCGCACUGGUCUGAUCACUACAACCUCCAGGAAACUGGACCGCGAACAACAAACAGAGCACGUAUUAGAGGUGUUGGUGUCAGAUGGUGGUUCGAGUCCCAGGCAUAGUACAGUGUGGGUGAUCGUUCAGGUACUGGAUGAAAAUGACAACAAGCCCACAUUUCCUGAGAAGGUCUACCAGGUAAAACUUCCAGAGAGAGAGCGGAGAAAGAAGAGUGAGCCUAUCUAUCGGGUGUUUGCCUACGACCGUGAUGACGGGCCCAACAGUGAUCUCUCCUACAGCAUCGUGGACGGCAAUGAGGAUGGGAAGUUCUUCAUCGACCCAAAGACUGCAGUUGUAUCUUCACGCAAGACCUUCACUGCUGGGAGCUAUGACAUCCUGACUAUUAAAGCAACAGACAACGGCCGUCCUCAGAAGUCCUCUACAACUCGCCUGCACAUCGAGUGGAUCCGUCGACCUCCACCCUCAACCUUCCCGCUGCUCUUCGAUGAGCCAGUCUACAAUUUCACCAUCAUGGAGAAUGACAAGGUGGCAGAGAUUGUGGGUGUGGUGUCCCUGCAGCAGAGCUCCAUCCCCUUGUGGUUUGACAUUACAGGUGGGAACAGCGAUGGUGUGUUUGACGUAGAGAAAGCUGUGGGCACCAUCAUCAUCGCCAAGCCUCUGGAUGCUGAACAGCGCUCCUUCUACAACCUGACGGUGCAGGCCACGGACGGCACCAACACUGCAUACUCGCAGGUUCACAUAACUGUGAUGGACAACAACGACAAUGCUCCCAUCUUCUCCCAACCAACAUAUGAUGUCACUAUUUCUGAAGAUAUACCACCUGACACUGAGGUAGUCCAGGUUCUGGCAUUGGACUGCGAUGAGAAUCACCAGCUAAUCUACUCUCUGCAGAGCUCCAUAGACCCCAGUAGCAUGCAUUUGUUCCGCAUCCACCCCACCCUGGGCACCAUCUAUUCUGCUCAGAGGCUGGACCAUGAAGCCUGUGCCCAGCACAUCCUCACUGUCAUUGUGAAGGACCAAGAGUUCCCAUACAGAAAGAACCUGGCUCGUGUGCUAAUAGAAGUGGAAGAUAUAAAUGACCAUGUACCAAUAUUUACCAGUGCUCUGUAUGAAGGCUCAGUCUAUGAGUCAGCAGCAGUGGGAUCAGCUGUGGUCCAAGUCACUGCCCUGGACAAAGACAAAGGCCAGAAUGCAGAGCUAUACUACUCCAUUGAAGCAGGGAACAAUGGAAAUGCUUUCCAUAUUGAACCUGUUUUGGGUAUCGUCACUGUUGCACGUGACCUGGACUUGUCCAGCAUAGGCCAUUAUGUUCUCACUGUCAGAGUUACUGACAAUGGCUCCCCUCCCCUGUCCACCACCACUAUAGUGCGUAUUGCUGUCACCAUCUCUGAUAACGCUGGCCCUAAGUUCCCUCAGCCUGACUACCAGGCUGAGAUCACAGAGAAUGUGGUGGUUGGGACCUCUGUAACCACUGUAAGUGCAGUCAGCCAGUCCACCCUUACUUAUGACAUCAAGCAGGGCAAUACCAACCGUGUUUUUCAAAUAAAUCAGUACAGUGGAGUGAUUACUACUCAAAAGCCCCUAGACUAUGAGACUACAACAUCUUACACCCUAAUAGUCCAGGCUACCAAUAUGGCUGGCAUGGCAUCCAAUGCAACUCUGGUAAUCCAAAUAAUGGAUAGGAAUGAUAACCCACCAGUUUUCCAACAGCUUCACUAUCGUGGCAGCAUCAGCGAGGCUGCACCAGUCAACAGUGUGGUCUUGAAUUCAGAUGAUUCACCUCUAGUAAUAAAGGCCACUGAUGCUGACCACAACCAAAAUGCUCUGUUGGUCUACCAGAUUGUUGAGGACACUGCAAAAAUGUUCUUCACGGUGGACUCAGGAACUGGUUCUAUCAGAACCAUUGCUAAUCUAGAUCAUGAGACACUGGCCAUCUUCCACUUUCAUGUCCAUGUGAGGGACAAUGGCAGGCCACAGUUGACAGCAGACAGUCCAACUGAGGUCACAAUACAAGUGACUGACACAAAUGAUUCACCACCUCGCUUCACACAGAAUGCCUAUGAAACAGUCCUGCUACUCCCCACCUAUGUGGGAGUAGAAGCUUUGCAGGUUUCAGCCAUAGACCCUGACAAAGAUGUCUCUACAGAGCUCACUUACUCUCUGACUGAUGGAGUACUGGAGCACUUUGCCAUCAAACCUUCCAGUGGAGUCAUCAUAGUAAAAAACAACAAUUUCUCCAAAGAACGUUUCCGCUUCAGUGUCAAAGUUUCAGAUGGGAAAUUCUCCAGCACGGCUUUGGUAACCAUUCUUGUCCGAGAAGCUCUGGACUCUGGUCUCAGCUUCACCCAUAGCGUUUACUCUUCAUCUAUUCAAGAGAAUGUGUUAAAUAUCACCGAAGUGGCUGUGGUAAAUGCUGUGGGAAACCGUCUUAAUGAACCAUUGAAGUACACCUUGUUGAAUGCCGGUACAUGCUUCAGAAUCCGUCCAACUUCUGGCGUGAUCCAAACCACAGGAAUACCCUUUGACCGUGAAGAGCAAGAGUUCUAUGAACUAGUUGUUGAGGCGAGAAGGGAGCACGACCGUCUGCAUGUGGCCAGAGUUAUGGUUAGAGUCCAAGUUGAGGACAUAAAUGAUAAUGCACCUGUGUUUGUUGGACUUCCUUAUUAUGCAGCUGUUCAAGUUGAAGCUGAGCCUGGAUCACCCAUUUUCAGGGUCAUGGCAGUAGACUUUGACAAAGGGAUUAAUGGAGAGGUAUCUUAUUACCUCAAAGAUGACCAUGGUCACUUUGAGAUCAACCGACAGACGGGUAGUCUCAGCCUGAAGAGGGCUUUUGAGUCAGACUUGUCCAAUGUCGAAUAUCAGAUGGUAAUAUAUGCCAAAGAUAGUGGUUAUCCACCUCUCUCAUCUACUACAGAGUUUCCCAUCACAGUAGUCAACAAAGCCAUGCCUGUCUUUGACAAAUCAUUUUAUUCUGUUUCUGUGAAUGAGGAUGUGGCUGUGCACACACCAAUCCUUGGCAUCAAUGCCACUAGUCCUGAAGGUCAGAACAUAAUCUACACCAUUGUUGAUGGAGACCCAUCUCUUCAGUUUGAUAUUGGUUUUGAUACUGGAGUCAUAAGUGUCAUCCACACUUUGGACUAUGAAGCAGCAUUAUCUUACCAGCUGACCAUCAGAGCCACAGACUAUCUGACUGGUGCCCGUGCUGAAGUUAAUGUAGAUGUGCUUGUCCAAGAUGUAAAUGAUAACCCGCCUAUCUUCCAGAAAAUGUUGUACAGGGUAGUUUUGUCUGAAACAGCCAUGAUUGGAACUCCAGCACUUCAAGUAAUUGCAGCUGACAAAGACUCAGAGAAGAACAAUGUUGUCCGUUACCAGAUUUUCUCAGAUGCGCAUAACAGCACAGAAUACUUUCACAUUGAUAGUAGCAGUGGAUUAAUCCUGACAGCACGUAUGCUAGACCAUGAACUAGUCCACAAGUAUGACUUCAUUGUCAGGGCCACUGAUAAUGGGUUCCCACCUCUGAGUAGUGAAGUAUCAGUCAUAGUUGUAGUGAAUGACAUGAACGACAAUCCUCCUGUUUUCAACCAGCUCCUCUAUGAGGCAUAUGUGAAUGAGUUAGCACCUAGGGGUCACUUUGUAACCUGUGUCCAGGCAUCAGAUGCUGACAGCUCGGAUUUUGACAAGUUGGAGUACAGCAUUUUGUCAGGAAAUGAAGGAAUGAACUUUGUGAUGGACAAAAAGACAGGAAUCAUUACAUUAUCCAGCCAUCAUAAGCAAAGAAUGGAGUCUGCCUACAGCCUCAAUGUUUCAGUGUCUGAUGGGGUGUUCACCAGCACUGCACAGGUUCAUGUUAAGGUUUUGGGAGCCAACCUGUAUAGUCCAGUGUUUGCGCAAAAUAUGUAUGAGGCAGAGUUAAGAGAGAAUUCUGCUGUGGGAACCAAAGUUGUACAGGUGAGGGCAACAGAUGCAGACCCUGGAGUGUUCGGUCACAUAAGUUAUUCCUUUGUUAAUGAUGUGGGCAAGGACCAAUUCAGCAUUGAUGCAAGUGGUCAGAUCGCUACUAUAGAAAAGCUUGAUCGAGAGGACCCUGCCAAUAAAAACAUUGUUCUGACAGUAGCAGCCAGGGACUCAGGUGGACGUGUCUCUUACUGUACAGUACAAGUUAAUCUGUUGGACGAUAAUGACAAUGCACCUCACUUCCGUGCGACAGAGUACAGAGCUUCAGUCAAAUCUGAUGUGGCUAAAGGUUUUUUGGUGACACAGAUUCAGGCUUAUGAUCCUGAUGACGGUACUAAUGCCAAAGUGACAUAUUCACUUUACAGUGAGGCACAUGUCCCUGUGAUAGAUAUAUUGGAGAUAGACCCAGACAAUGGUUGGAUGGUGACUAAAGGCAGCUUCAGCCACCUGAGGAACUCUGUAUUAUCUUUUUUUGUGAAAGCUGUGGAUGGAGGGAAUCCAGUCCGGCACUCUCUAGUGUCUGUCUACAUCCAUGUUCUUUCUAUAGAUGCUUUCAUUCCUUCCUUCAGCCAACAUCAAUACUUAUUUAGCAUGCCAGAGGACACCCCCAUUGGUUCAACCAUAGGAACAUUGCAUCUCAAUACUUCUCCUGGAUAUACCUCACUCACUGCUACUUUUUCCCUGGUUAACGGAGAGACUAGAGAAAACAACCAAGAUGGGGUGUUUGUGGUGGGAAAGGAUACAGGUGUAAUCAAGCUUGAUAAGCCCUUGGACCAUGAUGUGAUCAAAGGAUACCACUUCAAAGUCACGGCCACUGUAAAACAGGCAAAGCUGGCUUCUGUGACUUCUGUUGAUGUUGAAGUAAAAGUGUUGGAUCUAAAUGACAACAAACCAGCCUUUGAUGCCAACUCCUAUGAAGCCACAGUUAUGGAGGGAAUGCCAGUUGGAACCAGAAUUAUUCAAGUCCAAGCAUUAGACCCAGACUCAGGGGCCAAUGGUCAGGUAACUUAUAGUUUUGGGGCAUUAAUCCAGUCAGAAGUGGAUUCAGAAACAUUUGUUGGCACCUUUAGCAUUGACAGCAACACAGGCUGGAUCACCACACGCAAGGACUUGGAUCAUGAGACCAAUCCAUCCUACACAUUCACAGUGGUGGCAUCAGACCUUGGGGAGACCCUGUCUCUUUCCAGUACCACCACUGUGACCGUAGCAGUGUCAGACAUCAAUGACAACCCGCCCAGGUUCCUGGAGCAACAGUACUUUGGUUCAGUUCAGGAGAGCGACCCGCCAGGUGAGGUGGUGGCUGUGCUCAACACCAGAGAUGAUGACAGCUCUCCCAUUAACCGACAAGUCAGCUACCACAUCACUGGUGGGAACUAUCGUGGUGUGUUUGCACUGGGUCUGGUUCAGGGUGAAUGGAAGAUGUAUGUGAAGUGGCCGCUGGACAGGGAGGAUCGCAACCUAUACACCAUCAAUGUCACUGCUAGCGAUGGGCUCUUUGUUUCCCAAGCAACAGUGGAGGUGACAGUGAUAGACACCAAUGACAACAGUCCCAUCUGUGACCAGGCUGUGUACACUGCCUCCAUUCCAGAGGACCUCCCCAUCGGCAGUGUGCUGCUGAGGGUUGGAGCUACAGAUGAAGAUGCAGGCAUCAGUGCCUGGAUCCAGUACUCUUUACAUGGUCCUGGAUCCCAGGACUUCAGCAUGGACCCGGACACUGGUGAGGUCAAGUCAUCUGUGAUUCUGGACCGUGAGAUGACACCCAAUUACAGAUUGUUUGCUCAAGCAACUGAUGGUGGUGGCCGGUGGUGUCGUGCUGAGGUGCAGCUGGUAGUGACUGACGUGAAUGACAACCCGCCCAUCUUUACACUAUCACAGUACACUGCCAGCGUCUACGAAGACACUGCCACCAAAGCCCUGCUCACCCGCAUCCAGGCCAUAGACCCUGAUGAAGGCCUGGGCCGUAUGGUGGUCUACACUCUGGCCGACUCUGCAGGAGGUUCCUUCUCCAUCGAUAAAUCCUCAGGUAUUGUGGUCCUUGAACGCAUCCUCGAUCGGGAGGUCCAGCCAGCUUAUCAGAUAACAGUCCAUGCGUCUGACCAGGGUUCACCGCUUCCCCUCUCCUCAUUGGUCAAUGUCACAAUUACUGUGCUGGACAUCAAUGACAACCCGCCUGUGUUUGAGCGCCGUGAUCAGCUGGCGACAGUGCCGGAGGAUGUGGGAGUGGGCACAGAGGUUCUGAGAGUUUAUGCUGCCAGCAAGGACAUCGGGACCAAUGCUGAGAUCACUUACAGUAUCCGAUCAGGCAACGAGCACAGGAAGUUCCACAUCCACCCGCUGACCGGAGCCAUUUUAGUUGCCCAGCCUUUGGACUAUGAGAUCUGUAGAGACUACUACCUGACAGUGGAGGCUCGUGAUGGCGGGGCACCACCACUGAGUGCCAUUACUACAGUGAACAUCAACCUGACAGAUGUCAAUGACAAUGCACCCAUGUUUAGCCGUGACCUCUACACUGCAGUGGUGUCAGAGGAUGCCACCAUUGGAGAGUCUGUAGUCCAGAUGGUAGCAGAGGACGUUGACAGUCAGCUGAAUGGAGACAUUCUCUACUCCAUCAUCAGUGGAGAUCGAGACAACCAUUUCUUUAUUGAUCCACUCUGUGGGGUCAUCAAGGUCAACAAGCAACUGGACCGUGAGACUGUUCCCAGCUAUUCAUUGGCCAUUAGAGCUCUGGAUAGUGGAAUACCACCCAUGUCCUCUACCGUAAUGGUCAACAUCGACAUCUCUGACGUCAAUGACAACCCGCCCACCUUCUCCCCAGCUAACCUCACUACUGUCAUACAGGAAAACAAGCCAAUCGGCACCAGCAUUAUACAGUUGUCCGUCACUGAUCAGGACUCCUCCCACAACGGCCCACCCUUUGACUUCCGCAUCCUGUCAGGAAAUGAAGGUGGAGAGUUUGUACUGGAGAAAGAUGGAACACUGGUGGCCAAUCAAGUGUUCAGGAGGGAAAUGGCUGAAUAUGUUAUUCAGAUACAGGUGACAGACUCAGGGAAGCCUCGUCUCUCCUCCUCCUCCAUGCUGACAGUCAGGGUGAUUGAGGAGAGCCUCCACCGUCCUGUGGCAUUGCCACUGGAAGUUCAUAUCGUCACUAUGGAGGACGAGUUUCCUGGUGGUGUGAUUGGCCAGCUGCACGCCACCGACGCUGACCCUUAUGAUGCGCUGACUUUUGGCCAUGCCCCCCCAGCCCAGCGCAGUCUUUUUAAGAUCAGUCCUCAUGAUGGUAAGAUCAUCGCCCUGGGAGGAUUGGAUGCAGGCAGGUACUCUCUUAACGGCAGUGUUAGUGACGGUCGUUUCGCCGUGCCUGUGCCCGUGAGUAUUCAUGUGGAGCAGGCCACACCGGAGAUGCUGCGCGAGGCGGUGACCGUGCGCUUUGAGAGUGUGGCACCACAAGACUUUGUGGCAUUGCACCUUAAGAGCGUUUUGAAGGUGUUACAGCAGGCAGCCACAUCGCAGCAGCAGGAUAUGCUGCACCUGCUUAGUUUGCAGCCAGUUGGCGGGACUCAACAGCUGGACAUGCUCGUCGCAGUGAAAACAGCAGGGGACGGGUACUACAAGGCGGCAUAUCUCACCCAGAAACUCAGUGCAUCACGGCGGCAGCUGGAGGAGGUCCUCAGAGUGUCAGCUAUCCUAGAUAAGAACUGCUCGGGGCUAGAGUGUCGCGGAGCGCAGUGUGAACAGAGCAUCACCCUGGACUCACACAACCUGGCUACAUACAGUACCCCACGGGUCAGCUUCGUCUCACCACGCUUCCACCGGACCUCACGCUGCACAUGCAGUGAUACCAGCUGUGCUGUCCUCUCAGAGCAGUGUGAGGACCAGCCAUGUCCAGCAGACAUGCAGUGUGUUUCAAUUGAGGCCAAAAGAGGGCACUAUGCCUGCCAAUGUCCACCGGGCAAACUAGGAGAAUGUGCAGGUCAUUCGUCUCUGAGUUUCUCAGGUAACAGCUAUAUCAAGUACAGACUGUCUGACCGGCUGCAGACAGAGCUGAAACUCAGCCUGAGGAUCAGAACACUGCAGAGCCGAGGAAUCAUCAUGUACACACACACUGAGCCUUGCACCAUGCUCAAGUUGGAGGAGGGGAGGCUGUGGUUCCAGCUGGCAUGUGGCCUUGGCGGUGGAGGUGGUGACAGUCCUGACAUGUUGGGCAUCUCUGGCCGUCGUAUCAAUGAUGGCAGCUGGCACACGGUGGCACUGGAGCUGAACCGCAACUUCAGCAGCCUGGCGCUGGAUAACAGCUACGUUGAGCAACGCCGUGGACCUCCAUUUAUCCAACUACUCGCUCCCGACAGGACCAUCUACUUUGGAGCACUGGUACAGCACCCCAGCUCUCGCAGCCUCAUGCACUCCCAGAAGGACCCGCGGGUGCUUGAGGGUUUCCAGGGCUGCCUGGACUCAGUCAUGCUAAACAACUACGAGCUGCCACUGCAGAACAAACGCUCACGCUACGCAGAGGUGGUAGGACUGACAGAGCUGAAGCUGGGCUGCAUCCUCUAUCCUGACGCCUGCCUACAGCAGCCCUGUCGCAACGGAGCCACUUGCAUCAGCUUGCCCUCUGGAGGGUUCUCAUGCAACUGUAGCCCCCAGUACACCGGAGGGCGCUGUGAGAUGGAGAUAACUGCGUGUGUUCCCAACCCAUGUCAGAAUGGUGCCAUUUGUAAAGCCAUUGGCAACGCGUUCCUCUGCAGCUGCAGGAGAGGUUUCAAGGGUCUGACCUGUGAUGAAGAUGUCAACGAAUGCGACCGCAGAAAUCCAGAGGGUGAGUGUGAGAAUGGCGGUGUCUGCGUCAACACUCACGGUUCCUUCUACUGUAACUGUACGGCGGGCUUCGUGGGCCAACAUUGCAGCCUGAGGCCUGUCGUUGUCCCUGACAUGCAGGCAGGUCACGCUGUGGUUGGUAAAGAGGAGCUGAUUGGCAUUUCUGUGGUGCUUUUUGUCAUCAUCACUCUCAUCAUCCUCUUCAUCGCUUUCCGCAAGAAGGUUUUCCAGAAGAACUACUCGCGGAACAAUCUGUCUCUGGUCCAGGACCCGGCCACUGCAGCACUCCUCAACAAGGCUAACGGUCUUCAGUUUAAGACCCUACACUGCACACCUGGAGACCCUCUCAACCUGUACUCAGAGCCAGGGCUGGGGCCCACUGUGGGGGGAGGGGGUGGGAUGAUGGGACCUCCACAGGUCCCUGUCAGGCCCAUGGCAUACACACCAUGUUUCCAAGGAGACCCACGGCCCACACUGGAGAAGACUGUGGAUGGGCGCGGUGUGGAGCAUACAGAGAUGACCACCUUUCAUCCAGAAUCACCAAGGAUCUUGUCAGGAACCAACAGGAGGGGGGUGGUGGUGUGCAGCGUGGCCCCCAACAUGCCGGCAGUGUCACCCUGUCGCUCAGAUUGUGACUCCAUACGCAAGAGCCCAUGGGACAGUGAUGAGGGUAAGAUGGUUGACAUGGCAGAAGAAGUAACGUGUUUCUCAGAAAGCAACAAAGGCAGUAACUCAGAGGUCCAAUCACUGAGCUCCUUCCAGUCUGAUUCCUGUGAUGACAAUGCUUCCAUAGUGACCGUCAUUCGACUGGUCAAUGAUGCAGUCGACACAAUCGAAAGUGAAGUGUCAGUAAUGGACCAAGGUCAAACCUACAACAGAGCGUAUCACUGGGACACGUCCGACUGGAUGCCGAGCACCAGGCUGUCAGACAUUGAAGAGGUGCCAGGCUAUGAGGCACAUCCUGGCAGCAAUGUAGCAGGCUCAGCCCCCCACCUUGGUGGAAGCACCCGUGAACUUGAGUCAGACUACUACCUCGGAGGCUAUGACAUCGACAGCGACUACCCCCCUCCCCACGAAGAAGAGUUCUUGAACCAAGACCAGUUGCCACCUCCGCUGCCCACAGGUGAGGACUAUCCUGAGUCUUACACAGCAGCCAACCCACCAGUAUCCAAGGAAAGCACCCUGAGCUCUGGCAGCACUGGAAGUCAGCAUGCCAGGCCACAUUUCCACCCCAGCCAAUACCUGCCGCCCCAUCAGCUGCCCCUGGGGGAAGUACCACACGGGGAUUUCAGCACUUCAACCCCAGGAAACACUGAUAACUCUGUGUCGUUAAAUAUGCGACAAUCUGGUGAUGCAUCAUCAGCCUCAGACAUGUCGAUCCCCUGUGGGCUGGAUGACUCUGAACAUAGCGGCGACUUUGACAGUAUGGACGAGCUUCGUCGAGGGGUGACCAUCAUUACUGACUCACAGCAACAGACUGAGGUGUGAUUGAACGGAUGGAGACACAUAAUUGGAUGUUAUCCCAGGGGAUGCUGAUACAACCAUAGACUAUAACAGUAACCUUAAAACCGCAUAUUUAACACCACAUUUCACUUGUUUCAACUCCUAGAGUUUCAUGAAACUCUGUCCAGAAAUGGGAGUGUUAAGUUUUAUCAUAAACAACAAACUGAGUGUUGUCAGUCCUGUUGCCGCUGUGCAGAACAAUCAGAAGUGCCCUUCCUGUUCCAAUAAGGAGUCAUUUGUAAUGUGAAAUGUGAAUCAGACUAGUCCAAAAGAUAUUGAAAUUUACAUCUGCAAUAGAAAAAAAUUUACAAAAGAGAAGGGACAAUAAUGUAAGUGAAUAAGUUGUUUGGUUCCCUGCUCCUUCACAGAAGCCCAUCAGACCUCUUCUUUCGAAAAAAAAAAAAUCAAACAGAUCCCCAUUUUCCUUUUUUCCUUCUUGGAUUUAUAAACUUUUGAGUGCUUUGAGCUUGUACAGACUUUGUAAAAUAGUAUAACCUUACUGGUGAAUAAGUAUGAAGCAGUGUUCUGGCCCCAUUUCAAAAAGCCAUUUAUUUGUUUAAAUGUGGAAUGUGCUUGCUCCUUCCCCCCCAAAAAUCAAGUACUGCAUUAAGCCAUGAAUCUUCAGUUAUCCUCUCUCAGUAGCCCAAAAGGUUCAAUGUAUCAUUGAUUUUCCAGCUUCAUUAUUUUUGUACCUAGUUUUGUGCGGAAACCAAGAGCUACUGUAGUUGCUAAUGUAUUGUAAGGAAUUAUAUGAUUUGUCCUCAUGACAAAAAUAAGCACUGUGUCAUACAUGAAUAUAAUCAAUUUGUAUACUCAAGAUAAUUAUCUUAUUUUUGUCAUGAGGACAAAUCAUUUAAUUCUAAUAUAACCCCAAAUUUUUUUUAAAGUGAUCAGGACUACUUUAGACUGAGGGAUAAAAUGUAAGUGGAGGCUUGAUAUCAAGAUGAACUUAUUGUUGUCUUAUCUCAUUGCCAAAUGUUAGCAGCGGUGUAAAGUAAGUACCUUUUCUCAAGUACUUUAGUUAAGUUCAAUUUUGAGGUACGUCAUUUCUAUGCAGUCAGUAUGAAUUAUUACUAUUCACUGUAUGCAGCUUUAUACAGCUACUUCACUACACUUAAUUGGGAAAUAUUGCUCUUUCUCUUUGCUCUUUUCAGAUUAAUAUUACACAAACAAAACAUAUAUACAGUAUCUGAUACAUGCUGUAUGGAGUGGCAACAAUGAUUCUGCUGGAGAACUAAUCCCACUUCAUAAACAUGAACUUUAAAUUUUGGUAAAUCAACAAAAUGUAGCACAUAAGGAGACUGGGGUUGUGGAGGAAGCUGUAGCAGUGUUGGCAUUAGGUGUUCUGUCUAAACUGAUGCUCUGCUCCAUCUUGCUGGAUUUUAAUUGUUAUCUUGUAAAAAAAUUAUUAAGAAAAAAAAAUACUUUAUCUUCAGAUAAAAAGAUAGUUACUGUAAGUAGAAAUGUUAUGAUAGAAAUGCUAAUUCUAUUUGCAACCACAGCCACUCUUAGCAUCAGUCAUUUUGUUUUGUGAAAUUGUUUUUUUUUAUGUUGCACUAUUGUUUUGAUGUUGGCUUGUCAAACUGUUUUUGAUGAAAUUGCCAUAUUCCAAAAUCCUACAGUAAUUGUUAAUUCAUGGUGAAAAAUCAUUAUAUAGGACACAAUGCCACUGCAGAGUUGAAAAUAAUUGACAAACACCAGCUGCAUUAUGCUGUGAGCCUGAGUUGGUGACCAUAUACUAUCUACUCUCCCUCAAUUUGUUUGGUGUUUAUUGUCCAUGUGGAGCAGACACAUUUUAGCGGCACUGCAUUCCUCUGUUUCAGAGUGUUGGUAGUUCCAUCCCACUCCCCCAAUGUGCAUGUCGAAGUAUCCCUGGGCAAGAUACUUAAUCCCAAAUUGCAACCGAUGGCUGUGCCAUAUAUUAAUGUGUGAAUGUAUUCACUUCUGUUUCUGAGGGCACCUUACCCUCUGCCAUCAGUGAAUGAAUGUGCGUGAGUGUGUGUAAAAGCUUUCAGUGGUUGGAAAGGCGCUAUACAAGUACAGACCAGUUAUCAUUUGCUACUUUGUAGCAUCUUCACCAUGUCUGCAGACAGAAGUCAAACACUUAUCCGGGUCCAGGUCAUCUGACUGCUUCGUAUCAUCACUGUAUUGUUCUAUAAUCUGCCUGAUUUCUUCUUGAAAGAUGUAUGUUUGUGUUUAAAUCUCUGUACAGUGUACAUAGCUAGGUUGUUAAAAUUCAGAUUUUGUAGAUACGUAAUUGCAAUCCUGAAAUGCCUUUGUUUUUUUUAGUUGGGCUUUUUGAUGUGAAUGUGGACAAUAAGAGACUGUGGAAUAUCAAUUAUUUUCACAUCAUUCCUCCUCUGCCGCUGACUGACUGAAUGCCAUUUCAAUAUGAUAGAUACAUUUUGCACAGUAUUAAAUACAGACAUUACAACUCAGCAAAUUUGGUUUUUAUGGCAAUGAAGGAAUUGUUUUGUACAUUUCUUUCAUCUGGAAUGUUUUGAUGAAUUCCUAAUGUUCCUAAAGACAUUUAGCAAUGUCAAAAAUAUGUCCCCUAUCUGCAGAAAUAGAGUGUACAAAUGUUUUUCAAUUCAGUGCAGAAAAUAAAAAGGUUCUUGUGCACCA
Micropterus dolomieu (smallmouth bass) is the source of this 16637-nucleotide messenger RNA. It is a transcript of the gene fat3a, whose product is annotated as FAT atypical cadherin 3a. Gene Ontology annotation, molecular function: calcium ion binding. Gene Ontology annotation, biological process: homophilic cell-cell adhesion. Bases 117 to 13997 code for a protein of 4626 amino acids. Lineage: Eukaryota; Metazoa; Chordata; Actinopteri; Centrarchiformes; Centrarchidae. The transcript has 30 exons. The record is from RefSeq and is a predicted model, not a curated record. Gene Ontology annotation, cellular component: plasma membrane.